This is a messenger RNA of Salvelinus namaycush (lake trout), 4359 nucleotides long. RefSeq names its product phosphatase and actin regulator 2 (gene phactr2). The record is from RefSeq and is a predicted model, not a curated record. Gene Ontology annotation, molecular function: actin binding. Bases 195 to 1853 code for a protein of 552 amino acids. Gene Ontology annotation, biological process: actin cytoskeleton organization. The transcript is spliced from 12 exons. NCBI's taxonomy places the organism in Eukaryota, Metazoa, Chordata, Actinopteri, Salmoniformes, Salmonidae.
ACAGGCAUGCUUGAGCUGAAUCGGAGGGAGGUUAAACAGUGGUUUUCAGGCCCAGCGAAGUUUUUUUUCAAGAGUUUUAACCCAACAAUUGCCCUGAAGUAGGUCAAAUUAACUUUAGGAUUUGGCGAUGAUUUUAUUGUGAAAGUUCAUCAGGGACCGCGUGAUUGUUGGUUUGGCGGUCCAUUGAAGACAGAAUGGGCCAGACGUCUGUCUCCACCUUGUCUCAAAAUGCGAGUGUUGAUGGACUGGAAAAAGCAUCUCUGUCCAACUGUGAUGUUGUGGUGGGCAGCACCCAGACUCCUCCACUGAAGCAGAAGGGGAAGCUCUCCACUAUAGGGAAGAUCUUCAAACCCUGGAAAUGGCGCAAGAAGAAAACCAGUGACAAGUUUCAGGACCUAUCCAAAGUUCUGGAGAGGAAAAUCUCCACGAGGCAAAGUCGAGAGGAGCUGAUAAGACGAGGCGUUCUCAUUCCCGAUCAAGAGGAGCCAGUGAACUCUGAGAAUCUAAAUGGCCAUGCAACGCCUAGUGUGGGGUCUGAUGAGGUCAAAGUUGACAUGGAGUCUCUGCAAACACCUUUGGAGGAGAAGACAGAAGGGUCGGAGAAUGCUGAGGACAAAGCAGCCAAAUCCUCUCAUCCUAAGAAAACUGGAGGCACAUCCAAGAGCACGGCCCAGUCCUCAUCCUCCUCAUCGUCCACACCGCAUACCACAAAGACCUCCAAGGACAGGCCUGCCAACCCAACUGGGACAGAGAAGACAAACAAGCGCGUCCUCCAACUAGUAACUGACCCUUCCAGCUUCUCUGGAGCUCCCAAGGCCUCCCCAGAGACAGACAGCCUUUCUGGGGAGAGACGGGUCCCGGGCCCUGGGGAUGGGCAUGGGAACCAGGGGUGCAAGGAGGAGCCCUCUUCUGGCCCAGAGGGCAGGCCUGCUGCUCAGGAUGACUCCUCUCUGACUGGAAUGGAUAAAGACAAUGCCUUAGGAGCCAGUCCUCAGGACCCUGGAGAAAAGGCCCCUCUGGUCAACAACGCCACUGAGGACACUUUCUUCACCGAGUCUCAUAGCGAGAGCUCCAUGGAGGAAGCCCUGGGGACUGGGGAAGAUGGAGGUGGUGACCGUGGGCAACAGUCGGGGGACGCAGACCAUGAGUUAGAGAAACGUCAGUGGCCUACCAAUGGGAUUGGAGAGAAGAAGCUCCACAGUGUUAACCUGCAGAGCCCAGAGGUUACAGUCAUCCCAGACAGCAUUACGGAGUCUGACUACCAGUCCACAGUCAGCGACUCCGACUCAGAUGGGCCCAUCCUCUACCGAGACGAAGACGAGGAUGAGGAGGACGAGUAUACCACAAGCUCCCUAGCCAGUAAGAUCCGCCGCAGGGACACCCUGGCCAUCAAACUGGGCAACCGGCCCAGCAAGAGAGAGCUGGAGGAGAAGAACAUCCUGCCUCGCACCUCUGAGACCGAGAGGCAGGAACUCCGGCAACAGAUUCACUCCAAGCUAGUGAGACGACUUAGUCAGAGGCCCAGCACUGAGGAACUGGAGCAGAGGAACAUUCUGAAACAGACGAAUGAAGCUGAUAAACAUGAAGCCAUACAAGAGAUUAAAAGAAGACUCUCCCGAAAGCUGAGUGUGAGGCCCACAGUAGCAGAGCUGGUGGCUCGGCGGAUUCUGCGCUUCAAUGAGUAUGUGGAGUGCACAGAUGCUAAGGACUAUGACCGCCGUGCAGACAAACCCUGGACCAGGCUCACUCCAGCUGACAAAGCUGCUAUCCGUAAAGAACUGAAUGAGUUCAAAAGCAAAGAGAUGGAAGUUCAUGAAGAGAGCAAGCAAUUCACCAGGUUCCAUCGGCCCUGAGGUGUCUAUUUCUCCAGUGGGGGUCCUGGUCAGCUGCCGGCCCUGCCUGAGGGCUCUUUCUUCCCGCUGCCCUGUGUCCCGCUGUGGGCUUCCCCGAAGCCUGGAGCCUAGAUGCCCCUAGGCACAGACACAUGGACAAUGUCCCCUGGGGCAAACCGGUCUCCAGCUAUAGAGAUCAAUGACAUUGGGCCACACCUGGUUACACAGACCAGACUGAGCUUUAGUGUUGUGUGGAAAGAUACAGAGAGAGAGAGUGGCCAAUAUCCAUCCAGAGAAUGUGAAUGGGCCGAGCCCAUGCCCAUUCACAGUCUUUACACACCAUGAAGAAAAAAAACUGUUGCACUUUGUAACACAGCGCUGAUUGAAUUACCCACAUACUGUACCUGUUGGCUUCCCCUAAUGCCCCCUAACAAGCUUUGACCAAGUCCCUGUGGAAGGGAAAUGGUUUUGCAACUAUGGCGAUGUUGUAGGUUAGGCAAGUCCAGCCAAGGGUAACGGUAAUCAAAUCAAUACAGCAUAAACGGUGCAAUUAAAUGCUUACUUGCGAGCUUCCUCAACAGUGCAAUGAAAAAUAUAAACAAAUCAAAAAGUUAAACACAUAGUCAUAAGCUUAACGUAAUGUAAGUGCAUGGAAAGUAGUGUUUAAGAAAGAAUGGUCACUUUUACUGCCAUGUGGUUUUGAUGGUGGAAAUGAAGGUGAUUUAGGUUUUGUUUUAAGGGGUGAUUGUUCAUGCUGAUCUUAAAGUGGCUGGGACUACAUGAAUUGUGCCUAGAUACUAAGCAUUAUGUAUCAUUACUAUAUGUGUCAUGCUUUUUGGAACUGUAAGUUACCAUUAUUGAGCAUAUCUUUAUGGGGACAGAGCAGAGGGGACCCUUUUGAUUGGUGUAGGCAAUUCUUUGCAAAUUCCCCUCUAUCUGCAAGUCAACCAGUGAGUUUCCAAAUUUAGAGCACGUUCAGACAAAAUUGGUCUGCUUUUGAUUGGUUGAGCUGUUCGUAAUGGAUGGUCUGUGUAGUUUGAAAGGAUGUGGUAAAUGUUAGCAUUUUACAGACCCAGAUAAAUCCAUCAGGAGCUUUUUUCCUGAUCAUAAAAUGUCUUCUGUAAAGCAUUUCUUUGACAUAUCUGUGAUCAGGUGCACCAAUCCAUCAGAAUUUAUAUUCAUUUCAGACUGCUAAGGGCAGGUGUAGAAUAUGGGAGGAGAACCACCGUAUUCAUGUCCAUUUCUUUCUCGUUCUAUAGAUUUUUUGUAAAAAAAUGUAUAUCUGAUGCAUGAUCACAACAUUACUGCCAAUUACCUGAUAGAUUUUUACAUUGAUGUGAUGAACAGGACAAUUUUCAUAGUUUCUUUUUAAACCCACCCCAAUCUCGAUUGAUGGCGCUAUGUGCUGUUCAUAUGUGAGUACUGUAUCUUUGAAUUAUGUCAUGUACAUAAUAGUAAUGUAUAUGCAGUUAUUGUCACUCCCAUAUUUAUCAUGCAUAUAGGUCUAUAUGUGCAUCAUAUGCCUCUAAAUGUCUUUAUUUUUCAGUUGUUGAUCACAUUACUGUAGAUACCAUUUAUGCGAAACAUCAACGGUGUAUGCUCAGGAGGAAGAUGCCAUAACCCUUCAGUAUUAGCUACAUAGACUGAAAGUGACCCCAUGGCCACUGAAUUGGUGUCACAUGUUGACUUAGACAUCCAUUAGGAUGUCAUGUAUAUUGAUGAAAAUACACACUGUAUGUCUCACCGUCAUUGUGUAUUGGUUUGUAUGAGAUACCUUUUUUUCGUACUGCUUCUGUGAUCAUUGUGCACAAUGGUUUUAAAGUGGCCAGGAUCCAAAUGUUGUAGAAGUGUGUUUGUGUUGAAAAUCAUCUGUGCAGUGGAAAGUAAUGUGUCUGCCUGGCCUGAGCCCACCGUGCAGUCAACUGUGAAGCCAUUGAGUGGGUCAAUUAAAAGCUGAGCAGGAGGGGGUGCACUCGGUCUCAGUGGCAUAUUGUCUUUCUAUCUGGUCCUUGGCCAUUGAUCCCAGUUGAGAAGGGAUAGUCCAAAGCACCUCUGUGGAUCUAGGCAGCAUCAAGUGCCAAAAGUAAAAUGUUCAGUCUCUUAGAAGGGUCAAACUUACAGGCAGGACUGCACACUUGACCAAAGACUACACAUCUCAAGUAAUAUUCUUUGUCAUAUUUUGAAGCAGUGUAUCUCUGUGCUGUAAAUAUAUGUAGCUAAUAUGUGUGUGGAAGAUACUUUAUGUGAAUGUCUAUUGAAGUGGAAUGGGUUACUUUAGAGCCGUUUGUUUGACACCUGCUAAACUCACAUUUUAUGCAAACACACAGAUGGUUUAAAAGUUGCUUAAAUGUCUUAACAUUUUACUAGAAGUAAGACAGAUGCAGCAUGUCAAUUUGUAUCACUUUCCAUUGGGUUACAUCAACACAACUCACAUGGAUGGGGGUUUAUUGGUUUCAGUUUGUAGGUUAAUGCAGGAGUUGCAGUCAAACCGACAUUGCUUGUCAGUGGAGGCUGCUGAGGGGAGAAC